Centropristis striata (black sea bass) is the source of this 1132-nucleotide messenger RNA. RefSeq names its product sesquipedalian-1-like. Gene Ontology annotation, cellular component: recycling endosome; trans-Golgi network; early endosome. The record is from RefSeq and is a predicted model, not a curated record. The coding region runs from base 137 to 964 and encodes 275 amino acids. The transcript has 4 exons. Gene Ontology annotation, biological process: receptor recycling; retrograde transport, endosome to Golgi; endosome organization. Lineage: Eukaryota; Metazoa; Chordata; Actinopteri; Perciformes; Serranidae.
AGAUGGUGCCGUCGACGUGGGGCUGCCUUUCCUCACCUUAGCAACCAGGAAGUGAUUGACACACACCCAGAGGAGGACACUGACACACACUACACGCAUCUCAAAGAUUGGGGUCAAAGCUGCCUGUGAUGUUGAAAUGAAGAUUGAUGAGAAAGUUAUCACCUACUUUGAAUCUUGCACCUCACCAGUGGACAAAGAAGGGUACCUGUCCAAGAAGGGCGAGAUAAAGACUUCCUAUCAGAAGCGCUGGUUCGUGCUGAAGGGGAACCUCCUCUUCUACAAGGACAAGCCGGCGGACCGGGACGUGACAGGAGUGAUUGUUCUGGAGGGCUGCACCGUCCAGCUGUGCGAGUCCGAGGAGCAGUUCGCCUUCUCGCUGGUGUGGAACGAGCCAGGGCUACGGACGUACAAGUUUGCCGCCGAGGACCAGGCCGAUCAGGAGAGCUGGAUCAAGGCCCUGCUGUCAGCCAAUCACAACUACCUGUCCCUGCUGGUGAUGGACCUGGAGAAGAAGUACAGAGAAUUAUUAGGCGAGUUCGCCAGUGAACCAGCCAACCCUUUCGUCAUGCCAGAUUUCAGUUCAGCAGAAGUGGGACAUCCUGCAGCCUAUCAGAACAUACAAUCUUCAACACUGCCUCCGUUUGCAGGAGCAGCCGAAGCAGGAGCCGAAGCAGGAGCCGGUCUGAGUUCCGGUCAGCUGCUCCAAGCUCCGAGCAUUUCAUCCAAAUCCUCCAGUAAAAGAUCGCCCAAACUGUGGGCCAAGAGGAGCGCCAAUGUGGUGCCCGUUAACACUCCUGGACCACCUCUGGGGGACUGGUCAGCCGUCUGUUUAGGCACCAAGGAGGAAUUCACUCAGUUGCAUGAGGAUUUUGGAAAAGAGGUGAAGGAACUGAUUGCUGAUUGGCUGAAGAGGGGACAAGAUGAUGAAGCUGUUCAGCAGGAAAACUUGAUAGAUUUUGGUUAAUAAGUGUGUAUAAGUUUCUAAACCUUAAUUUCAUUACGAGUGGUUACAUUACAAAGCUAUUUUGUAAAUAUUGAGAUAUUGUUAUUGUUGAGAUAUAUUUGUUGCUCAAGGGCGUCCUUUUCUUCACUUAUUAUGACAUGGAGUCAAUAAAUGAUCUCAUGCUCUUUU